CAUGCGCCAUCGCUUGCGUGCUUGCCACUGGCCGUCGCCGCUAUUGCCACCGCCCUCGCCGCAGCUGCCACCAACCCCCACCAUGGCCGAUGCCGCCGUUGCCAUCGCAUUCAUUUGUCGGGGUAUCGCGGACCGAGGCGCUUCGAAGCUGCUGUUGAACAACCUCCUGCCUUUGACCUUUUGCAGUUCUGUGAGCUUCUGGCGCCGCCCCUCCCGGUCCCGUGUGCAGCGGGCCCCCUCGACGGCAGAUGUGGUCUGCGGUGAUCCGCUCCAGCCGCCCGCCGGACACUCGUCACCAUGGUGGUCAUGUACAGCUUCUGCUUCUGGUUCUCCGUUCGCCUGGGGUCCAUCAUCGUGGGCGUUACGUCACUGGUUCAAGCACUUGCUUUCCUAAUUUUGUGCUGUGUGGGUCUGGAAGAUCGACCAACAGUCUCUGAAACCAUAAAGGACUGGCUGGACAAAAAUGAAAUGCUGUUCCUAAAGGCACCCCUCACAGACAUGUCCAAAGAUCCUGAAGGAUCAUUAGUUUUCUUCACAUCAUUCACAGCUAUUUAUGCUUUCUGUUGUCUUCUGCUCAUGUAUGGGGCAUACAGAUGCAACUUAAUGCUAAUGUAUCCUUUCAUGGGACUGGAUCUCCUAAGACUUAUUUUCCUUUCUAUAUGCUUUGUGUUUGCCAUGAUACUUGUAAAAGAAAACUUGUACAACCUGGGUCUUCUGAUUGGUUUCAGUGUUGGUGGAGGUUUUGUAUUAUUAUACCUGUUCUACAUGUGGUUUUGCACAUUAAGUAUGUGCCAGAUUGUGAAAGAAUUAGAGAAAAUGGAAGAUAUGAUAGAUCCUUAUAAUAAUCCUCCUGUACCUACGCCUGACUACGGCAAGAAAUUUACCAUGGACACAUCUCUUGCUGUUGGCAUGAACUAUUAUGAUAAUGGAUAUAAUUAUUUAUCAAGGCCUAUAUACUAAUUUAAUAAAAAUACUAUGCUGAUGGAACAAAGUACAAACAUACAUAGUAUGAUUUUUUUCUCCUCUGAAAAAAUUGAAUUAUACACUGAUUAUACACAAUUAUACACAUCUUGGUAAAAACAAAGAUCAAAUUGUGUUAUUGCACCAGUUGUGAUAUGAAUAUUUCUCAAUGGAAAACAUUAGAAUGUACUGACACAUUAUUUUGAAUGUAUUAAAAACAAAAUAAAACAUCUGUAAAGACGUUUCAGCCAAAUAGUUUAUUUACUUUCC
Gryllus bimaculatus (two-spotted cricket) is the source of this 1230-nucleotide messenger RNA. NCBI's taxonomy places the organism in Eukaryota, Metazoa, Arthropoda, Insecta, Orthoptera, Gryllidae. The record is from the annotation of a GenBank genome assembly.